Diabrotica balteata is the source of this 482-nucleotide messenger RNA. The record is from the annotation of a GenBank genome assembly. NCBI's taxonomy places the organism in Eukaryota, Metazoa, Arthropoda, Insecta, Coleoptera, Chrysomelidae.
UGGAAAGAGCUAUAAAGCUAUCAAAGAAUAGGAAAGCAACCGGUCCAGAUGACAAUUCCAAGCGAAAUAAUCAAACUGCUCGACGAUAAGGGCAAACAUUCUCUUCUAAGCCUCUUUAAUAAAAUAUACGAAACAGGACAUAUACCGGCAGACUGGCUACUAUCAACAUUUGUAAUGAUAUCGAAAAAAAUAAAUACCAAACAGUGUAGCGAUCAUCGCACUAUCAGUCUGAUGAGUCAUGUACUAAAAAUUUUCUUAAGAAUACUGCACUCGAGAAUUUACAACAAAAUAGAAGUACAACUAAGUGAAACACAAUUGCUUUCAGAAACAACCUUGCAGUUACAUAAAAAAUGGUUACUACAGUCUUCGUUGGACCAGUCGAUAUGACAACCAGUAUAUAUGUGUUUUAUCGACUUCCAAAAGGCCUUUGACCGAGUAAACCAUGACAAAUUUAUAGGUGUUUUGCAACAGGUGGGAACUGA